Scomber japonicus (chub mackerel) is the source of this 5261-nucleotide messenger RNA. RefSeq names its product sema domain, immunoglobulin domain (Ig), short basic domain, secreted, (semaphorin) 3Aa (gene sema3aa). Gene Ontology annotation, molecular function: neuropilin binding; chemorepellent activity; semaphorin receptor binding. Gene Ontology annotation, biological process: positive regulation of neuron migration; neural crest cell migration; negative chemotaxis. The coding region runs from base 599 to 3193 and encodes 864 amino acids. The record is from RefSeq and is a predicted model, not a curated record. The transcript has 17 exons. NCBI's taxonomy places the organism in Eukaryota, Metazoa, Chordata, Actinopteri, Scombriformes, Scombridae.
UCUCUCUCCAGCACUCCCCCUCUCUCUCUCAGCUGCUCUUCCUCCCCUCCCCUCUCUUCCCGUGGAUGGUUUAGCUCUCUCUCUCUUUCUCUCUCUCUCUCGCAGUCUGGUGGAGCCGCACACAAGGAUUAGAGGGUUGCUGUUAGUGUCUGAGAAGCCAGAAGACAGAAAGAGAUCCAAAUUCUCUAGAAAAGGAUAGCCUUAUUAUUCUGGAUAAGUGUUCUUGAUUUACCUUUUAUACAGGCUUUACCUCUUUUCUCAUUCCUGCCUAUUAAGCCAACCUAUUGCUGAGUCUUCACCUGGGAGAGGACAGAUAAACCAAGGGACUAUCUAGCCUGGACCUCCACACCGGGAGCCAUGUGAGCGGAACCCCUUCACCCACUUCACACUACAGAAGUCCCCCCCACAGUCUGCACUCUGAGCUGGGGAGCACAUCCAGGAUUUUUUCCUCCCUCCUCCCUGGAACCUCCACUUUCAGGGCUUGCGUUGAGGGACUCUCCGGGCUCGGCAUACCCCAGCGGAAGCCACUCAUCUCGGGGCACUGGUUGGGGUGUGAGUGCCCCCUGGUCUGGAGGCCAGCCAGCAGCACUCCAGCACCAUGGAUUACCUGUUUGGCAUUAUAGUGCUGCUGUGCGGGGCGGUGCAGCUGGGAAGAGGAGUUGAGCCCAAGCACAACGUACCCAGGCUAAAGCUGUCAUACAAGGAGAUGUUAGAGUCCAGCAACCUCGUCACCUUUAAUGGCUUGGCUAACAGCUCGAGCUAUGAUGCUUUCCUAUUGGACGAGGAGCGAGGGAGACUACUGGUGGGCGCAGAGGACCACAUCUUCUCAUUCGACCUUGUCAACAUCAACAGAGACCACAAACAGAUUGCGUGGCCUGCCACCCCCUCCAAGAGAGAUGAAUGCAAGUGGGCAGGGAAAGACCUUGGGAAAGAGUGCUCUAACUUCAUCCGGGUCCUACAACCAUACAACCAGACCCACAUGUACAUCUGUGGCACAGGAGCCUUCCACCCUAUCUGUGCUUUCCUGGAAAUGGGCAAAAGGGCAGAGGACAACAUCUUUCGGCUGUCCUCACAUUUCGAGAAUGGCCGCGGGAAAAGCCCCUAUGACCCCAAAAUGCUCUCAGCCUCACUCCUGAUCGAUGGAGAGCUGUACUCUGGCACAUCUGCUGAUUUUAUGGGAAGGGACUUCGCUAUUUUCCGUACCCUGGGAGAUCAUCAUCCAAUCAGAACGGAGCAGCAUGAUUCAAGAUGGCUGAAUGAUCCAAGAUUCAUUGGCGUAAAUUUGAUCCCAGAGAGUGACAAUCCUGAAGACGAUAAAAUCUUCCUGUUUUUCAAAGAGAACGCCAUGGACGGAGAGCACACGGGAAAGGCUACAAUUGCCAGGAUAGGACAACUGUGUAAGAAUGACAUGGGAGGUCACAGGAGUUUGGUGAACAAGUGGACCACUUUCCUCAAGGCCCGGCUAAUGUGCUCUGUCCCCGGGAUCAACGGCAUUGAUACACACUUUGAUGAGCUACAGGACGUGUUUCUCAUGAACUCCAAGGACCCAAAGAAUCCAGUUAUCUACGCUAUAUUCACCACGUCCAGUAACAUCUUUAAAGGCUCAGCAGUGUGUAUGUACAACAUGGCAGACAUCAGGAGGGUAUUCCUGGGUCCCUACGCCCACAGAGAUGGACCCAACUAUCAGUGGGUUCCCUUUCAAGGGAGGGUACCCUACCCCCGCCCUGGAACUUGCCCCAGUAAGACAUUUGGAGGCUUUGACUCCACCAAGGAUCUUCCAGAUGAUGUCAUCACUUUUGCCAGGGGUCACCCAGCAAUGUACAACCCAGUGCACCCAAUAGGGGGGCGUCCCAUCAUGGUGCGGACCGAUGUGGACUACCAGUUCUCCCAGCUUGUGGUAGACAGAGUGGAGGCAGAGGAUGGACAGUACGAUGUCAUGUUUAUUGGCACAGACAUGGGCACCGUGCUGAAGGUGGUCACCAUCCCCAGAGAAAGCUGGCAUGACCUGGAAGAGGUGGUGCUGGAAGAAAUGACUGUCUUUAGGGAGCCUACUCCCAUUACUGCGAUGGAGCUGUCAACCAAGCAGCAACAGCUGUACCUUGGCUCAGCCCUGGGUGUAGCGCAGAUGUCUUUACACCGUUGUGAGGUGUAUGGGAAAGCUUGUGCUGAGUGCUGUCUGGCCAGAGACCCUUAUUGCGCCUGGGACGGCAGCGAGUGCUCAAGAUACUUUCCUACCGCCAAGAGGCGAACCAGACGACAGGACAUCCGAAACGGGGACCCUCUCUCCCAAUGCUCAGACCUUCAGCAUCAUGAUGAUGUGGACGGCUUGGGAGGCAGUGUGGAAGACAGGAGUGUGUAUGGUGUGGAGAACAGCAGUAUGUUUCUGGAGUGCAGCCCCAAGUCUCAGAGAGCACUCAUCUACUGGCAGCUUCAGAAGAUCAAUGAUGAUCGCAAGCAUGAGAUCAAGCUAGAUGACAGGGUGCUUCGUACAGAUCAGGGCCUGCUGAUACGCAGUCUAAACCAGGCUGACACAGGAAUUUACCACUGCCAGGCUGUGGAACAUGGCUUUAUCCAGCCUCUGCUGCGCCUCAACCUCCAGGUCAUCCCUGCACAGAAACUGGGAGACAUCCUUCCUGGAUUUCCCGGUGUAGGAGGUGGGGCAGGUCACUCGGCCAAGCACAGGCUGUGGUACCGAGACUUCCUGUCUCUCUUGGACCACCCGGACCUGAACAGCGUUGAGGAGUUUUGUGAUCGAGUUUGGAAGAAAGAGCGCAAACAGAAGAGGGUGAAGACACCCAACAAUAAUGGUCAGGGUAAACCUGACACCACUGGCGUUCCCAACUCUGCAAUACAGCCGAAAUCUUUGGCUCCCACUGCUCAAAAGCAGCAAGCCAGCCCACCACAGAGCAGGCCAUGGCUCCAGGCUGGAGCUCCAACAGUGGAAGGUCCAGUACGGAGCCAGAGUAACCAGAGAGGUCAACCAAACGUGGGUAUGAUAAGUGGCCAGGCACCUAGGAACAACCAGAAGACACAAAAUGGCCAGAAGGGGCAGGGCAGUCUGGCUGGUUCUCAGGCUGCGGGGGGGUCUCGAGUGGGAAGCCAGCAUACGGCAAAGUGGAGACGAAUGCAGGAAAAUAAGAAGGGACGCAACAGGAGGACCCAUGAGCUUCAAAGACCCCCGCGUAGCGUUUGAGAGAAAGAAAAAAUUUAACUAAGCACAGAGAUGCACACAUGCAACCAGAUCUACACACACAAGCACCAACCCAUGCAUCCACACACAUACACGCAAGCACAUUCUAUAGAUUGUGUAUCCAAUGUAUUGAUUCAGUGACCUCUCCAUAACAGCAGCCAAAACAAAGACCCAUGAAAAAAACAAGCAACACACUCGUAGGUAGAAAUACAAGUGCACACAUGUAAUAACAAUAAAUCUUGCAUUCAAAGACAUACACACAAAUGCACAUAACCUGUGAAGAGGACAAAGAUGAGGAGGACUGAAAAACUGGAAUGCAAACUGUAAAUGUGUGAGGAUUAGGUUGGUUGCCUGGGAUACUGCCUGGCAGACACUUCAACCUCCUGUACAUAAGCUACUAAAAUAAGGCUGGGACAAAAGUGUUCAACAAGGUGUUCGUUUGUAAGCAGACGGACUUAAAUGCUAAGAGGACAGUUUAUGGAGACAUUAAUAGAUACAUGGACAUUUAAGGAAGGAGAAAUAUGCAUUCGCUGCAACCUGUCCUCUUUGACCUGAGCAUGUGAACUCUGACAUAGUGUAUAUGGAAUGGAUUAAAAACUUUGAUGAACUGUUUGAGGAGAAAAUAACCUUCCAUCUAGCAACAACAGCACCCUUAAAGGAGGAAAGGGAAGGGUUGCAAUUCACCAAGAAUACUUGCACUGGUGUUGUUUAAAAAACCACAUAGAACCAUUGUUACAUGCAAAACUGCAAAGUCACGCCAUGGUGCAGAGAAAGUGCAACAUCAUAACCCUCUCCACCUGAGGCUGGGAAAGCAUUGUGCAUGUUGUUGUCAAUCAAUGUUUUAAUAAGCUAGUUAUUUUAUGGAACCCUAGAGGCUUUUUUUACACCCUACCUAAACAAUGUUACAUUUUUCUUUUAUAUUUACUUUCUUUUCCAAAACAGUGCUUCUAUUUCGAGGCAAAAAGUACAAGCAACAUACUAGUCUCAUUGUUCAUUAUCCCUUCUCCUCCCGAUUCUGUGUAAGUUAUUAUGUUGUUGCUUUUUCUGGGAUUUAUAGAGUCUGGGCACGAAUUCCAGUUGUAGGCUAUGAUAAACUCAGUCUGAAAUAGACUGCCACUUGUUUUGUGUACAUAUAUACAACAAACUUAACUCUCUGUGUAUAUACAGUACAUAUACAGUACAAGAACACCACUUGAUUAUUAUUUAUUGCUCAUUGUUUUGUGAAAGGGUUGCAUUUAUUUUUGAUAUUAUGGUAUUUUUGGCUCAUCAAUAUAUUGGAGAAACAAUGGCAACAGCAACUAAGAAAAUUUUGAUGGACCAACUGGCUGAAAAUGCGUCAAGGAAUCCCUUUUUGGGGAUAUAAGGAUUGAUAAUGUAGUUUAGGAGCACGAGUACAGGGGUUUGUGUCAUUAACCAAAUUGUUUUGACAGAGAUCCCACCAACGAUAAGCACAAUUUUGUCUCUAUUUUGCCUUUCGUAACAGAUCAUUUCAGUGAUUUUUCCUUUCUCCCACAUCCAUCCAACAUGUCUUUUAUUCGUCCAGUAGCCAUUAUGUGUAAAAUAAUCCCCCAAACUGAAAAACAUUAGCUGUGAAUCUCUGUAAGAAAUAGUGGAGAAAAAUGUUAAAUCUAGUCUGAGGAGAAGACAUGUUAUACUGCAUGUGAAUGCUACCUACAGUAAGUGCAUCUUUUUUAUUGUCUCUUUAAGUGUUUUGUGUGAGAGGUAAAGUUCCCUUAAAGCAAGGUGUGAAUUACUUUUGUCCUUUUGCCAAAACGGUGAUAAUAAGAACUCAUGAUACUCUGUCCAAAACUGUUCAGCUCCAAGCUCCUGGAUCUUUGAUUCAACAAUGGUAACCCCCUGUCUCCCCUGUCCCUUUAAUACAUGACAAGAGUAAUGUGUCAAUGCAAUAAACUAGAGCAUAUAGUGUUCUGUACCAAAACUCAAAAGUUUGGUGUGUCUCUAAUUCUGGUCUCUCCCUCAGAGUUAGUAAAGUGAGAGAGCUGAAAGUUACUGCUGCUGUAACACAGUUCUUUCUGGCAUGCAUUCAGUUGUCUAAAUAAACAUCUCCGUU